GAGAGAGAGAGAAGUGUGGCCGUCUGAAAAAAAAAAAGGGGUGGAGACGCAUGUUGGAGCAGAGGAGAGGAGAACCUGGCUGCUGAGAGAGUUUUCCCAGGCUUCAGUCGAGCACCCAGCAGCACUCCGCUCCACUCCACUCCGCUCAGCUCACUCCAGCUCCGCUGACGCACGCCACAAGACUCUCGCCAGGCAGAGAGCCAGGACCAGCAGAGCAGAGCAGCAGAGCAGCAGAGCCCCAGAGCGCAAGAAGCCUUCUACUCCUCCGGACGCUCCCAGGAAGGUAAACCCACCCCGGCCCCCCUGCCCCCCGUCCCGCCACGAGCCCGCAGCCAUGGGAGAAGACGCCGUCAUGGCCGAACGCAGCAGCAUGAUCAGCACUCACGAGAGCCAGGAGCUGGUGGUGCCCAGCCCCAGCCCCACCCAGUCCUCCCCCACCCACAGCCUGUCGCAGCUGGGCAGCAAUGCUGCCCCCGAGCCUGGAGCUCCGACUGCUGGUGGCACUCUGCCCAGGGACGGCAUGUCCCCGACGGGCCAGGUGAACGCCAUCACAGUCCUGACGCUGCUGGACAAGCUGGUCAACAUGCUGGACCAGGUGCAGGAGAACCAGCACAAGAUGGAGCAGCGCCAGGCGGACAUGGAGGGGGCAGUGCGUGGCAUCCAGAACGACAUGACCAAGCUGUCCAAGAGCCACACGUCCACGUCCAACACGGUCAGCAAGCUGCUGGAGAAGAGCCGCAAGGUCAGCGUCCACAUGAAGGAGGUGAAGGACAAGAUGGACAAGCAGGCCUCGCAGGUCAAGAAGCUGGAGGCCAACCACUCGCACCUGCUCAAGAGGAACAACUUCAAAGUGCUCAUCUUCCAGGAGGAGAAUGAGAUCCCCUCCAGUGUGUUUGUGAAGGAGCCUCCUCCGUUCCCCCGCGAUGCCGAGGACAACCCAUCGGUGGACGCCAAUCGCUCACAGGAGGAGGGCCUGCAGACCAUCAACCUGUCCUCGGACGAGGAGCUGGGCCUGGACGAGGAGGACGACGAGAGUGUGGGCGUGCUGGAGCUCCAGGGGGAGCACCUGGAGAAGUCGCGCGCCGAGAAGAUCAAGCGCUCCAGCCUGAAGAAGGUGGACAGCCUGAAGAAGGCCUUCUCGCGCCACAACAUCGAGAAGAAGAUGAACAAGAUCAGCACCAAAAUAGUCUCGGCGGAGCAGCGCGAGAAGAUCAAGAAGAGCCUCACGUCCACGCACCCCAAGGGCUCGUCCUUCAAGGUCUCCCCGCUAACGUUCAGCCUCAGGAAGCACCGCGGUGGCAGCGGAAGCGGAGGAGAUGCGGAGGCUGACCCCAAGGCCACGGAUGGCGACCAGGGAGUGGACUCGCCCACUGCGGUGGCCUCCAUCGAGCUGGCGCCCAUCAGUCCAGGAGAGGACCUGCCCUUCACCGAGCUACACCCUCAGCUGGCGCCUGACACCGAGGAGGUCAAGGCCGCCGUGGAGUCCAUGGAGAAGGAGGCGCUCGACCUCACAGCCUCUGGGGAGGAGGUCAGCGCGGAGUAUGCGCUUUCCGCGACCCUGCCUCAGGACGCCUCUGUGUGCAACGGCACUGAAGGAGAGGGGAAGGAGGAGGCGGAGGAAGAGGAGAAGGAGGCGGUGGAGGCAGAUGUGGGGGAGAAGGAGGUGGCAGCGGCGGCAACGGCAGCAGCAGCAGCAGCCGAGCAGGAGGAGCCAGAGGUGGACCGGGAGGUGAAGAACGCCGUGGAGAACGAGAGUCCAGCUGAGGAGGCAGGGGCUGAAGCAGCAGCAGCGGCGGCGGCGGCCGUUCCUGAGGCUGUGGCCGUGCAGCAGGCGUCCUAAUAACCCCCCCCAACCAUGCCUGAGCCCAACACACACACACACACACACAAACCAGCCCUGAAUCCAACAUUCACACACACACACACACACACACACACACACAUUCCUUUCUCCCUAACACUUUCAAACAUACACACUCCCCUGACCAGUCCCCCAUUCCGUUCUCAACACCCAAGAGAAACGGGCAUCAUCCCUGAACAUUAAUCCUCAUUGACAUAUGCACCAUACCUGGACAUUAAGCACCACCUAUUAAACCUGCUCUUAUACAAAUAAACAGUGACUUGUCCUAUAGGGACUUUACAUUGCAGUGCAACAUGACAUGAUGACCCUUUCUCAACAAAGCCCACAUUUAUAUUUCUUACUCCUUUCUGUUCUGAUGCUUUCUUAUAACAUAAAUGACUGAUCAACUACAACCCUUCAAAUAUCCCAUGAUCCCUCUUGUUAGUGAUGACGAGACACCUCUUACGCCGUCAGCUCUAGAUAGACCAUUGUGCCUGUAUUGUCCAGUAGUUUUCCUGUCUCGUAUCAAACCAUGAAACAGUCCACUGGUAUAGGAGAGGUUUUAUUUACUAACGAGUGAAAGUGACCACACGCAUCGCCAUUUGUUUGCCUUUCCUGACCAACCAAGUCAACUAUCCAUCCCCACGUCUCUCUACCUGUCUGUCUGACUACCUGUCUCUCUGCCUGUCUGUCUGACUACCUGUCUGUCUGUCUGUCUGUCUGUCUGCUCUGAGCUCCAUGAUUUAAGGACAUCAAAAGCCUUAGGCAAGAAAACAAAAGGAGAGCCAGUAUCACCCAGCCUGUCAGCACAUUUCACUCAUUGGCAUGGAGUUCUAUGGCCCACAAUCCAUCUCUCUGAGAACAGACUGUGCGAGGAGGGCCUGGCAGAGGUGUGCCUCGUCCAAAUGUAGAGGAGAUGCCUAGAACGCACCUGGCCCAGAUCUGGCUACAAUCUUUUGGAUCAGAUCAUUUGGAUCCAUUCAGAAGCUAUCAGAAGUUUUCAGGAAUCCGACUUCAGUAUCUUCACUGAACAACUGCCAGUCAUACUCCCUGUGUGUUUUGUAACACCAAACAGACACACUCUUACCAUAUUUACAGAUGAGUGUAUGAGAUUGCACUGAAAGAGUUUCCAUGAGUUCUCUAUGUGUAGGUUAUAAUAUAAUGCUAAGAUAUAAUUAAUACAUGCUAGAGGAAUGGAUUUGCGAACAAAACUAGAGUGAAUGCAGUUUGAAUCUAUCAAAAAGGACAAAAUCUCAGUUUUCACCAUUAACUAUGUCCAACCUAUAUGACUUUGUUAUUGACUUCAUCAUAGUAGUCAUAGUAUGCAAUAUGCAAAAACUCCAGUAUUGAAAAUGCAUUGGUUGCUCAAAUGUUAAUGUAUGUUGAAUGUGAAUGUUGCAUUUACCACAGCCGGUAUUGUAUGUUGACGACGUUUUAAGUUCUUACUUAAUGGGGAUGGGCGUGGUCUGGUAUCUCCUCGGCCUCCACACUGUCUGUGUCUGGCAUGGCGAGGAUUCCUGCUUUUGAAAGAUGCCCCAAGAGGCCCUAUUUCUCAACUCGGAGGUGACAGGGGCCUGGCAUGAAGUUAGUGUGGUCUGUGUGAAAGAGAGAGAGAGAGAGAGAGAGAGAAAUGGGAGAGAGUAAGAGAGAGAGAGAGAGAGGGAGAUGGUUUGCAUACUUCACAGUGAUGGAGGAUUUCUUUGGAUGUUGCAUAGAACACCAAAAGAGCUGCGUAUGGUAAACACCAGACAGAUGGAGGAGAAAGGGAAGGAGAUGAGAGGGAUGGAAAUG
Molecule: messenger RNA, 3631 nt
Organism: Alosa alosa (allis shad)
Lineage: Eukaryota; Metazoa; Chordata; Actinopteri; Clupeiformes; Clupeidae
Gene: cavin2b
Product: caveolae associated protein 2b
Exons: 2
Coding region: 335-1840 (501 amino acids)
Cellular component (GO): cytoplasm; caveola
Molecular function (GO): protein kinase C binding
Source: RefSeq, a predicted model, not a curated record